This is a messenger RNA of Sphenostylis stenocarpa, 582 nucleotides long. Lineage: Eukaryota; Viridiplantae; Streptophyta; Magnoliopsida; Fabales; Fabaceae. The record is from the annotation of a GenBank genome assembly.
AUGUUUUAUUGCUGUUCAAGGAGAAGGAUUAUGAUUAAACUUUUUAAAGUAAAGGAAAAGCAGAGAGAACUUGCAGAAAAUGCAAGUAGUGGACCACCGGUUAAGAAGCAAAGUGCUGGCGAGUUGCGUCUUCACAAAGAUAUAAGUGAGCUGAAUCUACCAAAAUCUUGUACCAUACAAUUCCCAAAUGGAAAAGAUGACCUGAUGAACUUUGAAGUUUCAAUUCGACCUGAUGAUGGAUAUUACUUAGGUGGCACAUUUUUGUUUUCCUUUCAAGUGUCUCCCAUCUAUCCACAUGAAGCACCAAAGGUUAAGUGCAAGACAAAGGUAUAUCAUCCAAAUAUUGACUUGGAAGGAAAUGUUUGCCUCAACAUCCUACGAGAAGAUUGGAAACCUGUCCUUAACAUAAAUACUGUAAUCUAUGGCUUGUAUCAUCUCUUCACGGAACCAAAUUACGAGGAUCCGCUGAAUCAUGAUGCCGCCGCUGUGUUGAGAGAGAACCCUAAGAUGUUUGAAUCUAAUGUGAGGAGGGCAAUGGCUGGAGGGUACGUGGGGCAAACCUUUUUCCCUCGCUGUAUUUAG